Molecule: messenger RNA, 1464 nt
Organism: Ictidomys tridecemlineatus (thirteen-lined ground squirrel)
Lineage: Eukaryota; Metazoa; Chordata; Mammalia; Rodentia; Sciuridae
Gene: Gpx7
Product: glutathione peroxidase 7
Biological process (GO): response to oxidative stress
Molecular function (GO): glutathione peroxidase activity
Source: RefSeq, a predicted model, not a curated record
ACUAUGUGGAUCAGAAACGGAGGCUAGCUUUACCAAAAAAGUAGAGAAACUAAAUAGGAGGCCUGAAGGGAUGGAGUGAUCAGCCUAAGGUCAGGCACUAAUGAGAAGUUAAGCUCUCAGACCCAGUUUUUUUUUGGUCUCCUUUUCUUCCCAAUCCUGGAACAAGAGGGAGGCUCACUAAAGCGAAUUCUAGUCUCAGGGGUCAGAAUCCUGAAACCACGGCUCGGGGAUCGGGGCCGGCUGCGCCCUCAGGACAGCUAGGGAAACUGAGGUCCUGAGUUCCGCGCGCAGACGCCUGCAGAGAACGGGAAGGGGCGCGUCCUGCCUGGCGGGCCGCCUCUUCCCGCCCCCCAUCGCCGGGUCCCCCGCCUCGUCUUGGCCCUCGCAAAGCCGCCACCUCGGAAGCGAGUCAUGGUGGCUGCCGUGGCGGCGGCGUGGCUGCUCCUGUGGGCCGCGGCCUGCGCGCAGCGGGAGCAGGACUUCUAUGACUUCAAGGUGGUCAACAUCCGGGGCAAGCUGGUGUCGCUGGAAAAGUACCGCGGCUCGGUGUCCCUAGUGGUGAAUGUGGCUAGUGAGUGUGGCUUCACAGACCAGCACUAUCGAGCCCUGCAGCAGCUGCAGCGGGACCUGGGUCCCCAUCACUUCAAUGUGCUUGCCUUUCCCUGCAACCAGUUUGGCCAACAAGAGCCAGACAGCAAUGGAGAGAUUGAGAGCUUUGUUCGUCACACCUAUAGUGUCUCUUUCCCCAUGUUUAGCAAGAUUGCAGUCACUGGCACUGGUGCCCACCCUGCCUUCAAGUACUUAACUGAAACUUCUGGGAAGGAGCCCACCUGGAACUUCUGGAAGUAUCUGGUGGCCCCAGAUGGAAAGGUAGUAGGGGCUUGGGACCCAACUGUGUCAGUGGAGGAGAUCAGGCCUCAGAUCAUGGAACUGGUGAGGAAGCUCAUCCUGCAGAAGCGAGAAGAUUUAUAACCACCUUGCCUCUUCUCCCACCAACCCUGUCCCACCUACCUGUGUAUAAGUGACCAAAGCAAACUCAAAUGGUGCUUCAAAGGGAGAGACUCACUGAUUCUCUUUCCGUCAUUCUUAUCCCACCUCCCCUUUCAUUCUUAUAAGGGGAAAAUUCUAGUAUUUUUUGAAUCAUAGAGCCACCAGAAGGAACUCCUGGCCAAGAAGAGCUCUUGGUAGUGAAUCGCUAGUCAUUGAAGACACGUGGCAAGUAGAAGAAUAUCUGGCAAUAAUCUACCCUCUCAGGACUCUGGAAAAUGGGGCCAGUUCCUACCUCAUAGGGCUGUUGUGAGGAUUAGGAUGGAGCACCUGGGAAAGUGCCUUGGGCAGUGCCAGCCAAAUAGGAGGCAUUCAAUAAAUGUGGUGUGUUUUUUGCAUAUAAACCAAAAAAUAACUUGUGGUUAAUAAAAACUUAUACCCAACAUAAAUUUCCACCCAAUAGAGAUCUAGAUCAAA